CCUCUGUACUUCUUACGAGCGAGUUGUAGCAAAAAAGUACAAUUAUACCAAUUUUACCAAACCUGAUUGGCAAUCCUAUACGAAUACGAAGCACAAGGCAAAACUAACAAAACAGCUGUCUGGUACAAAAACAACGUAGAAAGAAAACAAUGACUCAAUCGAAAAACAAUCAACAAAUUGUUUAAUUAAAUAUUAGUUUACAGCUCAAAAAUUUAUUUAUUUGUUUAAAAAAAGAAGCAAAAUGGGAAAUUUAUGUACAUCUUGUUGUGGCAGUUCCUCAGAAGAAACUAAUUUAAUGCCCUCACCGGAAACCCGCAGGAAACAAUUGUUGGAAGCGGCUGAAAAAAGACGUCAAGAAAAUGAACAAAGGGGCAUUAAAGAUCCCGAGAAGGUGAAAAGACAACAACGUCUCCAAGAAGAAAGAGAAAAACGUGAGGAAGAAGCCGCACGUAUGGGAGGACAGCCCACCUUAAAGUGGCAGCAAGAUUAAACCACCACCACCACCAAUAUGUAUUCUUAACUUUUUUUCUAUAAUAUUCAAGUCUGAGGAAAAACGCAUCUAAAUAUACAUUGUUUGUCAAAUUGACCACGAAAAUAUACUUAACAACAUUUCCUUAUGGUUAAAUGGGGUCAAUACUAUUAAAAUAUAUUAACAAAAAUAUGUACUAAAGACAUUUAUCUACACUUGUAUACUAAAAUUAAGUCUAUAUAAUACGUAUAUACUGCACUUUACUUUAUUAAUUUUGUUAACAUACAUUUUUUUGUUUUCUUUGUUGUUUAAUUUUGGAAGCCAUAAAAAUGUUACUUUCAUAGGUUAAUGUUAUUUUGAAAAAAGCUUAAUACCAAAUUUUUUAAUUAUUUUCUGCUAUAUAUUUAUAUUGUAUUUAAUACCAAAAUUUAUUGCCAAAAAAUAUAAAUUGUUUUAUUUAAUUAGACCUUCUUAGCCUAGUCUACUGCUUUAAAGGAAGCAUUUUUUGACUAACUAUUAAGAACUGUGAUCUUUUCGAUGAAUUAUUCAUUAAAGAGAGAUAAGUAGUGAUCUUAUUAUCUGGAGUGAUCUUAAUAUGAGUUUUCCGCCUUUUGUUUGGACGUUUUAAUUUUUUCAUAGAGGCCAAUGUUUUCCAAGACUUGUUUCCAGAUAAGAUCAGUACAAUAUUUUUAUAUAUUUUGUUACGGUUAUUUCCAAAAUUUAUUCUUCAUUAAACAAUUCUCAAACUUGUCGAAAAUCCUUAAAAUAUGAUUUAUUACACAAACAUAACCUAUAAAUUGUGUUUUUAAUAUAUAUUUUAACAAAUAACAAAAUUAUACAUAUACAGUACUAAUUUUUCUAUUAAAUAAUCAUCUCAUCUCUUUGUAACCACAAAUCUCUUUAUCCUGUUCAUCCGUUACUAAAUGAGCUUCCGACAAUAAACCAGCAUCAUACAUUUUCGAAGAUAAUUUCAAUUUCUGUUGUUUUUGUCUAAAACCUAGUUUAGCGUUAUCUUUAAUAAAUUUCACUGCAAUAGCAUCAUCCACUACAGACAUUUGUAAACUUUUACCCCAGGCCAAAAGAGCCAAGGGACGUUGAGGUGUUAACUGCUGAGAGGGUGUAAUGAUAUGACGAUAUAAACAACCUUUUAAAGUAUUUUGUAGCUGAUCAAUUUGACCGGCAAAGGCACAAGGGUGAUAGAGUAAAA
This is a messenger RNA of Lucilia sericata (common green bottle fly), 1676 nucleotides long. RefSeq names its product small VCP/p97-interacting protein (gene Svip). The transcript is spliced from 3 exons. NCBI's taxonomy places the organism in Eukaryota, Metazoa, Arthropoda, Insecta, Diptera, Calliphoridae. The record is from RefSeq and is a predicted model, not a curated record. Gene Ontology annotation, biological process: negative regulation of VCP-NPL4-UFD1 AAA ATPase complex assembly; positive regulation of autophagy; negative regulation of retrograde protein transport, ER to cytosol. Gene Ontology annotation, cellular component: endoplasmic reticulum membrane. Bases 242 to 490 code for a protein of 82 amino acids.